AUGCAAGGCUUAUGUUCUAAGCCGACACCGAAGCCGCUUAGCGUUUUGCGCGGCCAUAAUGCACCCGUAAAUAGCGUGAAAUUUAUCUCCACCAACACCAUUGUGUCUUGUGCAGGUGACGGAGCUGUCAAAAUAUGGGAUCUUCAAUCUCGUCGAGAGCUCGCAUCGAACUCUGCAACUCAUUCAAAAGCUGGUGUAUUGCAUACGGCAUCUUUACAAGGAGCCACGUCGAUGGAGCACAAACUUGUCACGCAGGGUCGUGAUGGGUUUGUGAAGUUUACAACGUUACGUUGGUCCGACAGUGGCUCAUCUGUGUCUGCAAGCUUGAUUGUGUGUCCCAGUAGCGAAUACAAUAAGCUUCUGGUCUUCGAUAUUCGAAAUUCGAUGCCGGCGUUGACGAUCACCAUUCCAGACGCUCCAGCCAAGCGAAGCAUGUGUAUGUCACUUUCGCUUUUUAACAGUAGUGUUGCACUUGCUGAAGAUGGAGCUGGCGGCAACGUGCAGACGUAUAUCGCUGCCGGCUUUGAAGGAGGACAACUUACCAUCUUAGACUUGCGGUCUGGAGGAGAAGUGGUUUGUGAGACCACAGUUACCCAAUCCUCAAAUGCAUUGCUCUCUUUUGACGUGACACGAGAUGGACGAUCGGCUAUUUGCGGGUCCUCGGGCGAAAGAUUGUAUAUAGCUAAGUUUGACGUUGCUUCAAAUACGCUCAGCUCUCGAUCUUUCUUCUCCUGCACUCACGGUGGUUUUAGUGGGGUAUGUAUUCGUGAGGAUCAGCGCAUUGUGGCCACCGCUGGCUGGGACCAUCGUGUUCGUCUUUUUCAUUUGCGAAAAUUGAAGCAACUAGCCGUGCUUAAAUAUCAUAACGAAAGUGUAUUUGGGCUAGACUUUAGUGCUGAUAGCACGCUUCUCACAUCUUGCUCCAAGGACCACAAAAUAGCGAUUUGGUCGAUCUAUCCACCUUCGAAGCAGUGA
This is a messenger RNA of Plasmopara halstedii, 975 nucleotides long. RefSeq names its product G-protein beta subunit-like protein GNB1L, contains WD repeats. The record is from RefSeq and is a predicted model, not a curated record. Gene Ontology annotation, molecular function: protein binding. The coding region runs from base 1 to 975 and encodes 324 amino acids. The transcript has 4 exons. NCBI's taxonomy places the organism in Eukaryota, Oomycota, Peronosporomycetes, Peronosporales, Peronosporaceae.